UUAUUCUUUCCAACAAAUUAUCUGUUCACAUAGAUGUGUUUUCUUCCAUCCUCAUUUCUUGAAAUUUCAUAUGAUUUCAAACCAACAUAAGCUGACAGAAUUUGAAUUUUCCGAACGCAUUAUCAGCCAUUUUGUCCUCGAUUUGAUCAAUUUGAUGUUUCUACAAUUGGGUUUUCGAAAAUUCUGAAAAUUUUGGUUCGCAUUAGGGUUUUGGAGAACAGGAAAUGGGACAGAAAUCCCUGAUCUACAGCUUCGUUGCCAGAGGCACGGUGAUCCUCGCUGAGUAUACCGAAUUCAAGGGGAACUUCUCAACCGUCGCCCAACAAUGUCUUCAAAAGCUUCCUGCCAAUCAGCCUCGGUUUACGUAUAAUUGCGAUGGCCAUACCUUCAAUUACUACAUCGAUACUGAAUUUACAUACUGUGUUGUUGCAGUGGAAGCUGCUGGGAGGACCCUUCCCAUGGGCUUUUUGGAACGUGUGAAAGACGAAUUUAACAAAAAAUAUGGAGGUGGAAAAGCUUCAACUGCUGCUGCCAAGAGUUUAAGCAAAUCAUUUGGACCAAAAAUGAAAGAGGAAAUGGCAUACUGUGUUGCUCAUCCUGAAGAGAUUGACAAGAUUGCUAAGGUCAAAGCUCAGGUUGAUGAAGUCAAAGGAGUUAUGAUGGGUAACAUUGAAAAGGUUCUUGAUCGUGGAGAGAAGAUUGAACUUCUGGUAGAUAAAACUGACAACCUUCGCAAUCAGGCGAAUGAUUUCAAGAAACAAGGCACGAAGAUGAAAAGGAAGAUGUGGAUUCAGAACAUGAAGAUUAAGCUGAUAGUUGUGGGGAUUGUGAUUGUUUUGAUUCUGGUGGUUAUUAUGUCAAUCUGCAAUCAAUUGAGGUGCUUUUGA
This is a messenger RNA of Lactuca virosa, 887 nucleotides long. The record is from the annotation of a GenBank genome assembly. NCBI's taxonomy places the organism in Eukaryota, Viridiplantae, Streptophyta, Magnoliopsida, Asterales, Asteraceae.